This is a messenger RNA of Vigna umbellata (rice bean), 1895 nucleotides long. RefSeq names its product putative serine/threonine-protein kinase PBL19. NCBI's taxonomy places the organism in Eukaryota, Viridiplantae, Streptophyta, Magnoliopsida, Fabales, Fabaceae. Gene Ontology annotation, molecular function: protein kinase activity; ATP binding. The record is from RefSeq and is a predicted model, not a curated record. Gene Ontology annotation, biological process: protein phosphorylation.
UAAAGAUAGGUUGGUCAAUGUGUUCAUGUUUCUGUCUUCAAACUUCAAAACAGAAACUUGAGCAAGCUGGCUAACCUUUGGUCAACCAAUGAAAGAAAAACGACACCUUUCAGCAAACUUUCUUUAUUACUUCUUUCUUCUUCAUUGAUAUCCGUGUGAGAGAAGCCAAAGAAAACUCCUAACUCAUGUGGAUGUCAACCUUUUCUUCUGUUUUUUCGUGAAAACUUCAACCUUCUCGAACGUGUACGGAACCAAGCCAUACCCUUCUGUGUUCUUUCCCUGUUGUAAUGGUAUCAUGGGGAUUUGUUCUUGACAGUCAUUGAUUUUGGUGAUUUGUUGAAUGAUAGCAAGUUGAUCAGAGACCGUGCUUAAGAAUCAUAGGUUGAACAGAGAUUGUGCAUGAUAAAUAAGCAUAGCUGAUUGAUUAUGCAAUGAAGUGCUUUCACUAUUUCAGAGAUAAAUCUAGAAACAGUAGGCAAAGGUCAGCACCUGAACUGAAGGAGAAAGAGAAAAUGGACUUUUCAGGAGCUGAGAGGGUCACCAAGUCUUCAAGCUCAUCUGCUUCACCCCGCGGUAUACCAGAACUGUAUGAGGAAAAGGGUCAGAAUUUGAGGGUCUUCUCCCUCUCAGAGCUCAAGCGUGCAACAAGUGAUUUCAACAGGCUUUUUAAGAUAGGAGAAGGUGGAUUUGGAAGUGUGUUUAAAGGUUCAAUCCAGCCUGCUGAUGGGAAUGGGAAUUCUGUUGUAGUUGCUAUCAAAAGGCUUAACAAGGAUGCAUUACAGGGCCAUAAGCAAUGGUUGACUGAAGUUCAGUUUCUUGGUGUUGUGGAACACCCAAAUCUUGUCAAGCUUAUUGGAUACUGUGCUUUGGACGACGAACGAGGCAUCCAGAGACUACUCGUGUAUGAAUACAUGCCGAACAAAAGCUUGGAGUUUCAUCUUUUCAAUAAAGCUUUUGAUCCUCUUCCUUGGAAAACUAGACUUGAAAUAGCACUUGGAGCAGCUCAAGGGUUAACUUAUCUUCAUGAAGAAUUAGAAAUUCAGGUGAUAUAUCGAGAUUUUAAAUCUUCAAAUAUAUUACUGGAUGGAGAUUUUAAGCCAAAGCUUUCUGAUUUUGGACUUGCUAGGGAAGGGCCAGUAGCUGGUGAUACUCAUGUUUCAACAGCUGUGAUGGGGACGUAUGGUUAUGCUGCUCCAGAUUACAUCGAGACAGGUCAUCUCACAGCCAAGAGUGAUGUGUGGAGUUUUGGAGUGGUUUUAUAUGAAAUGCUUACUGGCAGGCGUUCAAUGGAAAGAAACAGGCCUAAAUCAGAGAAGAAACUGCUGGAGUGGGUGAAGCAAUACCCUCCUGACAGCAAGAAGUUUGACACAAUAAUGGAUCAGCGACUUCAAGGAGAGUAUUCCAAGAAUGGAGCAAGAAAACUCGCAAAACUCGCCGAUCGUUGCCUGCGUAAGAGCGCGAAAGAUCGGCCAACGAUGAGUCAGGUGGUGGAGAGACUGCAGCAGAUAAUGGAAGACACUGAUGAGGCAGAUGACAGAAGUGUUGAGGUAUCAGAAAAUGGUCAAGCUGAGGCUGAUGUGAAGGGAAAUCAAUUAAGGUCUUCAGAGUUGUGGAAAAAGAGGAUGGAACAUCUUGCAAAACUUGGUGAAAGUGUGGAGAGUGCUGGCAGAAAAAGAUUUAUGAUCCUUCAGAGAGCCAAUGUGUCCUCAUAGUUUCAUCUCUAGAAAACAUUUUAUUUUGCCUAAGUGUAGGUGAGAACAAGGCUCAUUUUAUGUGUUUAAUGCUCCCAAGCCAAUCUUUAUGUGAUAUGUUAUCAACCCUUUUUCUCAAAGUGAAGCAUGUGAUUAUUUAUGUUGCAUAUUAAAAUGGCUUAGGGUUUGAGAUUAGAACUUAGC